Apaloderma vittatum (bar-tailed trogon) is the source of this 688-nucleotide messenger RNA. It is a transcript of the gene ATP5PB, whose product is annotated as ATP synthase, H+ transporting, mitochondrial Fo complex, subunit B1. The record is from RefSeq and is a predicted model, not a curated record. NCBI's taxonomy places the organism in Eukaryota, Metazoa, Chordata, Aves, Trogoniformes, Trogonidae. The annotation marks the transcript as partial. Gene Ontology annotation, molecular function: proton transmembrane transporter activity. The transcript is spliced from 5 exons. Gene Ontology annotation, biological process: proton motive force-driven ATP synthesis.
CGUACUGCACACUACAAGACCGCUGCACGCAACUCAGCAGCGUUCGGCUCCUUUGCCACCGCUGCCUGAGAAAGGAGGCGAAGUACGUUAUGGGUUGAUCCCUGAGGAGUUUUUCCAGUUUCUCUACCCUAAAACAGGAGUUACAGGACCUUACAUGUUGGGCACUGGACUUGUGCUUUACCUUCUGUCUAAGGAAAUUUAUGUAAUUAACCACGAGACGGUUGCAGCUGCCUGCAUAUUGUCAGUCAUCAUUUAUGGCGUCAAAAAGUUUGGGCCGAGUGUAGCAGAGUUUGCUGACAAACUUAACGAGGAGAAAGUUGCUAAAGCUUUAGCAGUGAAAAACGAGUCUAUCCAAGGUCUGCAGACGGCCAUCGAGCAGGAGAAGAAGGAGCAGUGGCGGGUCGAAGGCCUCCAUUACCUCUUUGAUGCCAAGCGGAACAACAUCGCAAUGUUGCUGGAGACUAAUUAUCGAGAAAGGCUGCUGAUGGUGUACAAUGAAGUGAAGAAGCGGCUGGACUACCAGGUGGCCAUGCAGAACCUAAAGCGUCAGAAAGAACAAGAUCACAUGAUUCAGUGGGUGGAGAAAAAUGUCGUUCAGAGCAUCACACCUCAACAGCAGAAGGAGAGCAUUGCCAAGUGCAUUACGGACCUGAAGGCGCUAUCGAAAACUGCUCAGGCCGCGGUGUGA